GGCCAGUCUCACAAGAUAGUCUUUGUGAGACGCUACUUCAACCGUGUCUGCAUUCGCGAUAUUCGCAUCGAGUAGAUGCGAAUCGCGUCCCCGCCGGGGUCGGUGACAGCUCCGCCUUGGCAACGUGAGCAACCCUGCAAGGUGUUUGGUUGUUCGUCGUUUUCAUUUCACAGGACGGACUCCCAGCUCUCCGUUUUGGUACACUCAACUAAUCAACCGACGGCUCAAGCAAUCGUUGGCGGCGUUGUAUCCGAGGCUGCUGGGGCUUCUUCAUCUCGGAGUUCCAAGAAGAUGCCGACAACUGCUGGAGGCGGCACUCCAUUCUUUCCUCGGAGGUGGAUAUUGUUUGCCUAUCUCGUUCUGGGAGUGAAUGCUGCGGUCUACCUCCGGCCGGCUGCUCGGCCUCUUCUCAAUCUCGUUGAUCAGAAUGGUCUCGAAAAUGAAAUCGAGCAGGUGCGUGUCUCGUUAGCAGGAGCGAACCACAUGAGAGUAAGCUGGAUUUCAUCGAGCUCCAAUUCUCCCUCUAGUGUGCAAUACGGAACAUCACCCGGCAAGUACGAGUCAAGUGCUACUGGAUCCAAACUCAAUUAUGGGUUCUUGCUCUACAAAUCCGGCACGAUUCACGGUGCAGUUCUUGGUCCUUUGGAAAACAAUACUGUCUACUACUACAAAUGUGGAGGAAUGGGGAAGGAAUUCAGUUUCAAGACACCGCCGGCUAACUUGCCCGUAACGUUCGCCGUAGUCGGAGACAUUGGACAAACGGGAUGGACAGUUACUACUCUAGAACACGUACAGAAAAGCAGCUACGAUGUGCUAUUGUUUGCUGGAGACUUGUCGUACGCGGAUUAUUACCAGCCACGGUGGGAUUCUUUCGGCAGGCUUGUGGAACCCUCGGCAAGCUCGAGGCCCUGGAUGGUGACGGAAGGAAACCACGAGAUUGAAAGGAUUCCUCUCAUCAGUUCGUUUAGAGCUUACAACACUCGCUGGAGAAUGCCUUACGAAGAGAGCGGGUCUGAUUCGAAUCUCUACUAUUCGUUCGACGUUGCUGGAGCUCACGUGCUGAUGCUGGGAUCAUAUGCCGACUUCGGACAACGCUCGCCUCAGUAUAAGUGGCUACAGGCAGAUCUUGCAAAGAUUGAUCGCAAAAGAACCCCUUGGCUCAUUGCUGUUCUACAUGCUCCGUGGUACAACAGCAACGAGGCGCACCGAAACGAAGGCGACGACAUGAUGAAAGCGAUGGAGCCUCUUCUGCAAGCAGCAGGGACGGACCUUUUAUUCGCAGGCCAUGUCCAUGCAUACGAACGAUGGGACCGGAUGUUCCAAGGAAAGAAAGACGACUGCGGCAUUGUUCACAUAACAAUUGGAGAUGGUGGCAACCGUGAAGGCCUCGCAACCAAGUUCCUUGAUCCCAAGCCUGAGAAUUCUCUCUUUCGUGAAGCCAGCUUUGGACACGGCCAGUUCAAGCUCGUGAAUUCCACUCACGCUCACUGGAGCUGGCACAGGAAUGACGACGAUCAAGCAAAAAUCGCGGACGAGCUGUGGAUCCAAUCCUUGAGCUCAACCGGAUGCUCUCUGCCCAGCAAAAAGAUGCGAUGAUAGCCAUGUAGAAACCUUUGUCAUGUAGAAAACUCUUUAAUAUGAUUAACAUGAUUCUUUUA
Messenger RNA from Selaginella moellendorffii, 1658 nucleotides. Its product is annotated as purple acid phosphatase 18. Gene Ontology annotation, molecular function: acid phosphatase activity; metal ion binding. The coding region runs from base 76 to 1596 and encodes 506 amino acids. The transcript has 7 exons. NCBI's taxonomy places the organism in Eukaryota, Viridiplantae, Streptophyta, Lycopodiopsida, Selaginellales, Selaginellaceae. The record is from RefSeq and is a predicted model, not a curated record.